AUGAACCAUUACAAAAAUGAUAACCAUCCAUCAGCAUCAUCAUCAGCAGCAUCUUCAUCGUCCUCAGAAAAUAAUCUAUUUCAACAUAUUCGACAACCAUCUCCAGCAACAACCCAAUCAACAUUAUCUGGAUAUUCAGCAAAAAAGAAGUUAACCUAUCCGAAUGUACCUAAACGAACACAACGACAAUGUUCAUUGAUAAACGAGCACGAUACAAUUGCAACAGAAUCCGAAAUUCGUAUUAUACCAUCGGAAACAAAAUCAGAAAAAAAUUCCACGCAACCAUCCAUACUAUCCUCAACCAAUCAAAAUGACUAUAUUCGCUAUAAUUUAGAUCUUAUCACAAAAUAUACGUCUCCUCAAAAACUAAUGACAAUAGAUAUUGAAGAUUGUUCUUUAUUGCCGACCAAACAUUACGUUAAUAAUACUAGCCAGAGUCAACCUACUUGUCGACCUAGAAACAAACGAACAUUAUCGCCUUUGUAUGAAGCCAAUAAAAAAAUUCAGGAAUCGAAACGAGCAAAAUCGUUUGACGAAGACGAUGCUGAUGAUGAACUAUCUCAAUUUCUUGAUCAUCGAUGUAGCAAAAAACUGUUAUCCCAAACAGCAGAUACAACCGCUUCAUCUCAAUCUAGCAUUGACGGUGAACCAAGAAAACCUACACUACGAAAGCCAACUGCUAGAAAACUAAGUAAUAAUCAACCAAACCCAACUGUAUCACAAGCAAUGUCAAGUACACAGCCUACGCAAAAAGUUACCAUGGAAUCUAAUGAACUACUUAUUAUAGAACCCGAUAUUGAUACAGAAGAAGACGACAUAACGGACCGUGAAGGAGCAAGUAAAUCAAUAGAAAGUUCUCAAGUAUCAAGUAAAGAACCAUCAAAUCAAUCAAUAUUAAAUCAAAUAAUGAUAUCUCCAAUUCGUUAUGUAUGCAAGAAUCAAAAUGAUUCAGCUAGUCAAAAAAGUAUUUUGUUCACACCUGUAAAAAAUACGAAUUUGACAUCGUCACCAUCGAGCAGUAUACUUAAGAAAGUUCUUGAAAAUUCCACGAUGAAUUUUUCACCUAAUUUAAAUCUCCGAGAAAGAAGAGAUUCAUCAACAUCGUCAAGUUCAUUUCUUUUUGAAACUCCAUGUUCUUCAUUUUCACGUGCACCAGUAGAAAAUCUACUGAAUUCAUCAAUGAUAAUGAAGAAUGAUCAUGAAACUCAAACUUUAACACCCUCAGCUAGUGAUAUGAUUCAUCAAUUAAUAUUUAAAAUGAAUGAAACUCAAAAUAAAGUUGAUUAUAAUGCAGUUGAAAUUUCCAAAAAAUUAUUCCAUAAAUAUGCACUGUCAUUUUCGACUGAUAAAUAUCAAACAAUAAGUUCAUUAGUUAAAAAACAAUUUUUAAAUAUUGGCCGAUAUGAAAUGGAAACGUUUUUUCCAGUGAAUAGCAAUAGAAUUUCCACAAUCUAUGCCUGUGAUAUAUGCUUAAAGCAUUUCAACGGUAGUUCAUUGGCGUAUCAACGACAUGUUGCUAAAUGUUUACUUGUUCAACCACCAGGUAAACUUGUUUUUAGUGAAAAUGAUUUAGCGAUAUUUCAAAUUGGUAACAAAAACUGCACCAUGGAACAACGUAUUUAUAUCAAAUCAUUAUGUCGUAUUAGUCGGUUAUUUAUUGAUCCAAAGAAAAGUAUUGAUGAUACAAAACUUGAUCGAUUUAUUUAUUAUAUUCUAUGUCGUAGAGAUCCGAUUUUAUCAUCAUGUCAGCCUUCAGUCUAUCGUUUCAUUGGUUAUUUUUCUAAACAAGUCAAUCAACAUGCUCAACAAACCAUUAAUAAUGUCUCUUGUUUAUUCAUUUUACCUCCUUUUGCUCAACGUCAAGAAUACAAUCAGUUGUUAAUUGCUUUCAGCUAUUUUCUUGUCCGAUCGAAUGCUUCUGAAAGUCUGAUGCAUAGUUCACCGGCUCGUCCACUUGAUAUUUCAUCGUUGUCAGCUUUUCGCAUCUAUUGGUAUGAUAUUAUAUUCGAUUAUUUAAUUAAUCAUAAUCAAUCAUCGAUUAAAAAUAUUACACUUGAUGCUCUUGCCCGUCAAACAUUUAUUCAUCCAAGAGAUAUGCUUUUAAGUUUAUAUUCCAAUGGUUCUAUUGUUCCACAUCCUACAGAUAAAUCAUGUGUUUAUCUACGCAACAAUUCACAUCCGCCAACAACGUCAUUAACUCAUCUACAGAUUAUAAAAAAAUUAUAUAUGAAUUUGAAAUCGACUGAUACUCAUGAAGAGAAAACUGUGGCGAUCUCAAAUGACAAGUAA
Rotaria socialis is the source of this 2289-nucleotide messenger RNA. NCBI's taxonomy places the organism in Eukaryota, Metazoa, Rotifera, Eurotatoria, Philodinida, Philodinidae. The record is from the annotation of a GenBank genome assembly.